CGGAUUAAAAAAAUAUUUAGACGGAUCUUCUAUGGUUUUUCCAUGUUAUUCGCCGUCCAAAAUCCUCGCUUAAUUCAUCAAAAACAACUUUUGGCACAUCAUCAAUCUUUAAUUUCAAUGCUCUAUACAAACAAGCAUCCGACAUGCACUAAAAGAUCAAGCAACAUCCAGCUCAAGCGAUUUUUGUGUGUACUGGUGUGGAUGGAUGCUGCUGCUGCUGCCAGUUAAGAGCUGCUUGAAGUGCGGUGCUCUGUGAUUCUUCCUGCUAUUUUUAAGCUCUUUCAGCAAAUCUGUUGAAGAAUGUCGUUUGUUGUGGGAUUAAUAAUUGGAAUUACAGCUGGGUUAGCACUUGUUAUUGGGUUUGCUCGAUCCCAAAAUGCUCGAUCCAACCGUCGUUCUGCACUUGCAACAACGGUUGCUGCACUUGCAAGGAUGACUCGUGAAGAUUCAACAAAGUUACUUGCCCCAGAGUAUUAUCCUUCUUGGGUUGUUUUCUCACAGAGACAGAAGUUGAGUUUGACUUGGCUAAAUGCUCAUCUUACAAAAAUCUGGCCCUAUGUUGACGAGGCAGCUUCUGAGCUUAUAAAGGCUAAUGUUGAGCCAAUUCUUGAGCAAUAUAGACCAAUUGUACUGUCUUCCUUGAGAUUCUCCAAGCUCACUCUUGGCACCGUCGCACCGCAAUUUACAGGAGUUUCCAUUGUUGAAGAUGGAAGUGAUGGAAUAACUCUGGAGUUGGAGAUGAACUGGGAUGGGAAUCCUAAUAUAAUACUUGAUGUCAAGACUAGACUUGGUGUGGGAUUGCCUGUGCAGGUGAAUAAUAUUGCAUUCACUGGGGUUUUUAGGUUGAUUUUCAAGCCGCUAGUUAAUGAAUUUCCUUGCUUUGGCGCUGUGUCAUUUUCUUUGAGACAGAAGAAAAAGAUGGAUUUUACUCUGAAAGUAGUUGGUGGUGACAUAUCUGCUAUUCCUGGUGUUGCUGAUGCUCUUGAGAGUACCAUACAUGAUGCUGUUGAGGAUUCAAUCACAUGGCCAGUUCGAAAAGUUAUUCCCAUUCUCCCUGGUGAUUACAGCGACCUUGAACUAAAGCCCAUGGGGACAUUGGAGGUGAAGCUUAUACAAGCACAAGGUCUGAUUAAUAAAGAUCUUAUUGGGAAAUCUGAUCCUUUUGCCAAGUUGUAUAUACGCCCCUUGCGUAGUAGAAUGAGAACCAGCAAAGUUAUUGAUAACGACUUGAAUCCAGUUUGGAAUGAACAUUUCGAGUUUGUAGUUGAAGAUACAUCUACCCAACACUUGACAGUAAAAAUAUAUGAUGAUGAUGGGCUUCAAGCUUCAGAACUCCUUGGAUGUGCUCAAGUAAAGCUGAAUGAAGUCGAGCCCGGUAAAGUGAAGGAUAUGUGGUUAAAAUUGGUAAAGGAUUUGGAUAUCCAUAGAGACAAUAAAGACAGAGGGAAGGUGCACUUGGAGAUAUUAUAUUGUCCAUAUGGCAUGGAAAAUGGGUUCACCAACCCGUUUAGUUCCAACUUUUCAAUGACAUCUCUGGAAAAGGUUCUCAAAGAUGGUUCGGGUGUUGAAAAUGGUGAUCUAGCCAAGAACAAAAAAAGAACAGUAAUUAUUAGAGGAGUGCUAUCCGUCACAGUUAUAUCUGCUGAAGACUUGCCGCCUGCAGAUAUAAUGGGCAAAGCUGAUCCUUUCGUGGUGCUCACUAUGAAGAAAACUGGAACCAAAAACAAGACAAGGGUUGUAAAUGAGAAUUUGAAUCCAAUUUGGAAUCAGACUUUUGACUUUGUUGUUGAGGAUGGUUUGCACGAUAUGCUUAUCGCAGAAGUAUGGGACCAUGACACGUUCGGGAAGGACUUCAUGGGGAGAUGCAUUAUGACACUAACAAGAGUGAUAUUAGAAGGGGAAUACAAAGACAGUUUUGUAGUUGAUGUUGCCAAAUCUGGAAAACUUACCUUAAAUCUCAAAUGGUUAGCCCAGCCAAUUUAUCGCAAUCCUUAACAUUUUUGAAAGAGCUUCUGAAUGAUUUCAAGAUGUUCCGGUUAUCAACUACAGUCGACAUGCGUACGGCCUUGAUGGUGUGAAU
Molecule: messenger RNA, 2080 nt
Organism: Cynara cardunculus var. scolymus (artichoke)
Lineage: Eukaryota; Viridiplantae; Streptophyta; Magnoliopsida; Asterales; Asteraceae
Product: synaptotagmin-5-like
Exons: 13
Coding region: 301-1995 (564 amino acids)
Cellular component (GO): endoplasmic reticulum
Molecular function (GO): lipid binding
Source: RefSeq, a predicted model, not a curated record